UGGGGGGAGUGCGAGAAGGCCGCCUUCCACAGCCAGGACCUGCCGCAGCAGAGCGUCUACACCGGAGAAGGGCUGUUUGAGUGUAGCCAGUGCGGGAAGGCCUCCAUCCAGAUCUUUAACCUCAUGCUCCAGAGGAGCGUGCAUGCGGGGGAGAGGCUGCCCUACGAGUGCGGGGUGUGUGGGAAGUGCUUCAGCUGCGAGUUUUUCCUCCUCCGACACCAGAGUGUGCACACGGAAGGGAAGCCCUACGAGUGCAGUGUCUGUGGGAAAUGCUUCAGCUGCAAGUACACCCUCAUCCAGCAUCAAAGAAUUCACUCUGAAGAGAAGCCGUACGAGUGCAGUUUCUGUAAGAAAUGCUUUAGCUACAAGUUUAAUCUCAUGAGGCACGAGAAAAUCCAUACUGGUGAGAACCCGUACGGGUGUAGCGACUGUGGCAAGUCCUUCAGCCACAGCUCUGCCCUCAUCCGACACAAGAGAGUUCACACUGGAGAGAGGCCCUAUGAGUGUAGCGAUUGUGGGAAGACCUUCACAAACAGCUCUGCCCUCAUCCAGCACCAGAGGGUUCACACUGGAGAGAAGCCCUAUCAGUGCACUGAGUGCGGGAAGUGCUUCAGGCAGAGCUCCGCCCUCAUUUACCACCAGAAGGUUCACGCGGGGGAAAAGCCGUAUGAGUGUGGUGAUUGUGGCAAGUGCUUCCGGUACAAUUACAUACUCAUUCAGCACCGGAAGGUUCACACUGGAGAGAGGCGGUAUGAAUGCGGUGUUUGUGGGAAGCGCUUUAUCUACAACUUCAACCUCAUUAAACACCAAAGAAUUCACACUGGCGAGAAGCCAUACGUGUGCAGUGAUUGUGGGAAGGCCUUUAGACGGAGCUCUUCCCUCAUCCAGCACAAAAGUGUUCACAGCGAAGAGAGACCCUAUGAGUGCAAUGAGUGCGGGAAGUCUUUUACCCGGGCGUCCAACCUCCUUAGACACUGGCGAGUUCACACGGGGGAGAGGCCCUAUGAGUGUAGUGAUUGUGGGAAGUCCUUCAGUCACAGCUCCGCCCUCAUCCAGCACAAGAGGGUGCACACUGGAGAGAGACCUUACGAGUGUAACGAAUGCGGGAAAACUUUCACCCGCACGUCCAACCUCCUUAGACACUGGCGAGUUCACACUGGAGAGAGGCCCUAUGAGUGCGCUUAUUGUGACAAGUCCUUCAGCCACAGCUCCGCCCUCAUUCAGCACAAAAGGGUGCACACGGGAGAGAGGCCUUACGAGUGUAAUGAGUGCGGGAAGUCUUUCACCCGCACGUCCAACCUCCUUAGACACCGGAGGCUUCACACUGGGGAAAAGCCUUAA
This is a messenger RNA of Myotis lucifugus (little brown bat), 1341 nucleotides long. RefSeq names its product zinc finger protein 551-like. The transcript has a single exon. Gene Ontology annotation, cellular component: nucleus. Gene Ontology annotation, molecular function: RNA polymerase II cis-regulatory region sequence-specific DNA binding; DNA-binding transcription factor activity, RNA polymerase II-specific. Lineage: Eukaryota; Metazoa; Chordata; Mammalia; Chiroptera; Vespertilionidae. The record is from RefSeq and is a predicted model, not a curated record. The annotation marks the transcript as partial. Gene Ontology annotation, biological process: regulation of transcription by RNA polymerase II; central nervous system development.